Molecule: messenger RNA, 1292 nt
Organism: Phoenix dactylifera (date palm)
Lineage: Eukaryota; Viridiplantae; Streptophyta; Magnoliopsida; Arecales; Arecaceae
Source: RefSeq, a predicted model, not a curated record
AUAAAACAAGAAAUAAUUUUAUUGUAGAUGAAAAAGAGAGAGACAGGAUAUUAUCAAUAGAACUUGCGAAUGAAGAGAAAGAGCAGUGAUAAAAGCACCAAUUAAUAGUGAUUGUUCUUUGUUUACGUUCUUGUUAUUUUCUUGCAUGUCGAAGGGCAUUUUUCCAAAAAAAAAGCUUGCCCUCUCCUACUCAAAACCGUGUACGAUCCUGGGAUCCAUUUCCACCUGCCAGACUCGUAAUAUUUUAUCCCAAGUCCACCGUUUUUAAUCGAGUCCUCUCAACGGAAACCAGCUCAUCAUCCCAAGCGAGCGCGUCUCAAGAUUCUCCACAUAAAAGCCAGACCCCCCACCCAUCCACCCAAACCAAGUGCUCUCCCCCCACCACCUUCCUUCAAAGCCCAGCAUUUCCAAACAAGUUCUCAGUUCUCUCUUUUUCUCAUCAACAUCGCUGCUCUUCUUACAACUACUUGCUGCUGGUGCUAAGAAGCAAUUAUCUUCAUCUACCAUGGCGAAGAAGAAAGCAACAUUGACAAGCCGAGCAUGGAACUUGCUUCGCAUGGCCUUGUUGUGGGCAAGGAAAGGUGGUUCCUUGAAGCGGCGGCUAAUGGCCGAUCUCCACUUCAUUGCGAGUCAUCUCAAGAGACUUGGAGCCGGUGACCACCCCUAUGGAGAGCUCCACCAUGGCGAGCGAGAGCUGUCAUUCGAUGAGACCCCCAAAUUCCGCUUCAAGAUACACCGGCCUCGCUUCCCAUGCAUCCAGCCGCCCACCAAAUUUGACGACAAUGAUGAUGAUGACAGCAGUGUCUUCUAUAAGACAGGCAAUCCGAAGAGCUGUAGCUACUUUCAGAAUGAAAUGGAAGAAGAGGACGUAACCGAUCAUGAUGAAGGUGGUCACGAUUAUGAUGAUGAUAGAUCGAAACGUGGAGCAGUCCAUGAAGAUGAUGAAGAAGAAGAAGAAGAGAUUGACUCGAAGGCUGAGGACUUCAUAGCGAAGUUCUACGAGCAGAUGAAGCUGCAACGCCAAGUCUCGCUGCUGCAGUACAAUGAGAUGCUUGACAGAGGCAUGAGUUGAAAGAAGCAUAAUACCACCAGAGGUUGGAAUUUCUUCUCGUGUGGAUGCUCUUUCAAUCCUCUGUAUCUAUCUACUUCUCCAUUCUUUAUUUGCGGCAAUGCUGUAUAUAAUAAUGGAGUUUUCCAAUAAGUUGUGGCUCAUUUAGUGCAUAAUCUGCUCCUUCUCUCUUAAAAAUUUGUUUCCCUUGAGUUUGGACAUAGAGAAAAUAAAGUUUCAGGAA